AUGAACGAGUAUGGAGAGGUCAAUAGAGCCCCAGUCGGCACCGAAGAGGACAGAGGUGGGGCUUACAUGGAGGAGGAUGACACUGUCACCGGGGCGGAUGUAGUGGUGGACGGCUCAACGGACAACGUAGGCGGACUCAUCGGAAAGAUCGACGACCACGAUGAAAAUGCAAAGGACUUGCUCGCAGAGGCUACAACACGAUGGAACUCAACCUAUUUGAUGUUGGAAGCGGUUGAGAAGUUUGAGAAGGCUUUCAGACGGAUGGAGAGUGAGGAUUAUAAUUUCCUCCCUUACUUUGAUAAUUGGCACAUGGGACCUCCUAAAACUACGGAGUGGGAGACAGUUUUUUUAGAGACUUAUGAUCUUCAAACUGAAUUGAUUAUGCUGAGCGAGAGUACUAAUACUUGUUUGAGGAGUAUGGUCAUAAACAUGAGAACCAAAUAUGAUAAGUAUUGUGGGUCAUUAGAUAUGAUGAACUUAUUCAUGUUAAUUGCUGUUGUGCUUGAUCCACGAAGCAAGUUAGAAUUUCUUACUUUUCAUUUGAAGAAAAUUCAUGAUGAGUUUCGUGCUGAGGAGAUGGUUUCGAAUGUGAGACAGAUAUUAGCAGAUUUGUAUGCAGAGUAUAAUGUUACAUUCGGUUCCACCAUGAGUACCCCAGUUUCUCAACCUCCUCCAACAUCUACAUUCAUGAAUGAAGGUAAUGGCAAACGUGAGACCAAAUGGUUCUAG
Molecule: messenger RNA, 729 nt
Organism: Carya illinoinensis
Lineage: Eukaryota; Viridiplantae; Streptophyta; Magnoliopsida; Fagales; Juglandaceae
Product: zinc finger BED domain-containing protein RICESLEEPER 3-like
Exons: 3
Coding region: 1-729 (242 amino acids)
Molecular function (GO): DNA binding
Source: RefSeq, a predicted model, not a curated record